Propithecus coquereli (Coquerel's sifaka) is the source of this 1544-nucleotide messenger RNA. Its product is annotated as heterogeneous nuclear ribonucleoproteins A2/B1-like. Bases 219 to 1133 code for a protein of 304 amino acids. Gene Ontology annotation, molecular function: RNA binding. NCBI's taxonomy places the organism in Eukaryota, Metazoa, Chordata, Mammalia, Primates, Indriidae. The record is from RefSeq and is a predicted model, not a curated record. The transcript has 8 exons.
UUGGUCGGGGGGAAGGUUCUAGAAAAGCGGCGGCAGCGGCUCUAGCGGCAGUAGCAGCAGCGCCGGGUCCCGGGUGGAGGUGCUCCUAGGGGUGUUGUUUCUCGACCAGUGGCAGUUCUCACUACAGCGCCAGGACGAGUCCGGUUCGUGUUCGUCCGCGGAGAUCUCUCUCAUCUCGCUCGGCUGCGGGAAAUCGGGCUGAAGCGACUGAGUCCGCGAUGGAGAAAACUUUAGAAACUGUUCCUUUGGAGAGGAAAAAGAGAGAAAAGGAACAGUUCCGUAAACUCUUUAUUGGUGGCUUAAGCUUUGAAACCACAGAAGAAAGUUUGAGGAACUACUAUGAGCAAUGGGGAAAACUUACAGACUGUGUGGUAAUGAGGGAUCCUGCAAGCAAAAGAUCAAGAGGAUUUGGUUUUGUAACCUUUUCAUCCAUGGCUGAGGUUGAUGCUGCCAUGGCUGCAAGACCUCAUUCAAUUGAUGGGAGAGUGGUUGAGCCAAAACGUGCUGUGGCAAGAGAGGAGUCUGGAAAACCAGGGGCUCACGUAACUGUGAAGAAGCUGUUUGUUGGUGGAAUUAAGGAAGAUACUGAGGAGCAUCACCUUAGGGAUUACUUUGAGGAGUAUGGAAACAUUGAUACCAUUGAGAUAAUUACUGAUAGGCAGUCUGGAAAGAAAAGAGGCUUUGGCUUUGUUACUUUUGAUGACCAUGAUCCUGUGGAUAAAAUUGUGUUGCAGAAAUACCAUACCAUCAAUGGUCAUAAUGCAGAAGUAAGAAAGGCUUUGUCCAGACAAGAAAUGCAGGAAGUUCAAAGUUCUAGGAGUGGAAGAGGAGGCAACUUUGGUUUUGGAGAUUCUCGUGGUGGUGGUGGAAAUUUUGGACCAGGACCAGGAAGUAACUUUAGAGGAGGAUCUGAUGGAUAUGGAAGUGGACGUGGAUUUGGGGAUGGCUAUAAUGGGUAUGGAGGAGGACCUGGAGGUCAGUUUCUUUAUUUUGAUUUCUGUGACUUAACUGCAUUGUAUAUGUUUGUUUAUCCAUCAGCUUUUAAAGUUUUCUGUAUUUUACCGUUUAUAAUGGGCUUAGGUGAUAGUGGUUCAGUUAUUUGGCUUUUCCUUUAUAAUUUAUUUGUGUCUUAGCUAUUUUAUAGCUUAAGGAAUAUAGUGCAAAAUCGUGGAUGGAUUUUAAGUGAGAAUUUAAAGGGCCAUCAUGCUAUCCCAUUGUUUCUCAAGCAAAGAAAUUGGACUGAAACGUGAUUUUUAUGUACUGGAAAGGUAUAGAAUAUGGGAAUUGACUGAGAUCAACACAUGAAGGGAAGGAUAUGUAAGAGCAAUUCUUGUCUUAGCCCUUAAAUAGAUAAUCGGUUUCCCAGGAGAACAUCUAAAAAGUAAUCUCAGGAACUUUCAAAAUAUAUAUGUAAGUGUGCUCUUGGCUACAGAUGUGGUUAUGAGCCACUGUUACACAUCAAGUGACAACUUUAAAUGAAUCAGUUUCAUUGGAGUACAGAAAAGGGGUUGAUAACUUCCUGACUGGCUUCCUAAUAAGAAAAA